CCUCAGAUAUCCGACAGGCGCACAGAGGGACCGCACAUCACACGCGGACGGUUUCUCUAUCCCUCAUUUUUUAAAUUCUUCUUUGAGCUUUUCCUCGAAGCACUGGAUCGUUCCUGGCAGCAUGAAGGAAAGAAGGAGCACGCAGCCGCUGGUGGUGAGGUGCAAGCUGGUUCUUGUGGGAGAUGUCCAAUGCGGAAAAACGGCGAUGUUGCAGGUCCUGGCUAAGGACUGCUAUCCAGAGACUUACGUGCCCACGGUGUUUGAAAACUACACCGCGUGUCUGGACCUCGAGGAGCAGCGCGUGGAGCUCAGUCUGUGGGACACCUCAGGUUCUCCAUACUACGAUAAUGUGAGGCCUCUGUGCUACAGUGACUCAGAUGCAGUUUUACUGUGUUUUGAUAUCAGCCGCCCAGACACUGUGGACAGCAGUCUGAAGAAGUGGAAAACUGAGAUCCUAGACUUCUGCCCGAGUACACGCAUCCUGCUCAUUGGCUGUAAGACUGACCUGAGGACAGAUGUGUGCACGCUGAUGGAACUGUCCAAUCAGAAACAGACUCCCAUCACCUAUGAGCAGGGUUCAGCUAUGGCCAAGCAGCUGGGUGCAGAGGCCUACCUGGAGUGCUCUGCAUUCACCUCGGAGAAAAGCAUCCACAGUGUGUUUCGUACGGCAGCGCUGGCCUGCAUCAACAAGCUGCAGCCUCUCCCGAAGCCCAGCCCUACCCGCCGCCUCUCCAAAAGACUUCUCCACCUGCCCAGCAAGUCCGAUUUGCUCUCCUCCACUUUCAAGAAGGAGAAAGCUAAGAGCUGCUCGGUCAUGUGAGCAGAGGCCUCUUCAGUCACAUGACCGAGCAGUCUUCACACGUGACUCCGCGGCCCCGCCUCAUUGGUCUCGGGGAGGGGGGGGUGGGCACGAUGGUUUUAUCAGGGCUUCCUGCUGAUUCCUUCCCUCACCCCCCCAAGAAGCUAAACACCCCUCAGAAGAUGUAGACACCUUGCUGUCCACUUACUCCUGAACCUUUUCAUGCACAUCCAUCUUUUUCCACAAGUGCUAAUCAUGCUUUCCACCAACCAGUAGUGAA
This is a messenger RNA of Thalassophryne amazonica, 1079 nucleotides long. RefSeq names its product Rho family GTPase 1b (gene rnd1b). The transcript is spliced from 5 exons. Bases 122 to 820 code for a protein of 232 amino acids. The record is from RefSeq and is a predicted model, not a curated record. Gene Ontology annotation, biological process: small GTPase-mediated signal transduction. Lineage: Eukaryota; Metazoa; Chordata; Actinopteri; Batrachoidiformes; Batrachoididae. Gene Ontology annotation, molecular function: GTPase activity; GTP binding.